CCAUAGUUGCUUCUAAAUUUAAUAUGCAAUAACUUAUUUAUAAACAUAAACAGAGAUUAUGAGUGCUUAUUAUGAAAAAGUAAAUAACAUAAAUUAUUAUCUAGUUAAUGACUACCAAAUGCAACUUUUACUGCAUUACCGAACGAACAAAAUUACAACUGUCACUGUCAUGUCAAACCCAUCCAUUGAUUAUUCCACUUUUCAUUUUCGAUAUUUCUCCCUGCAUUAUCAAAACUAGUACAACAAAUGAGAUAAUAAGGCUAUUCAACUAGUUGUAAAUUGCUGCUCACAACAAUGAUCAAAGCAAUUUUAGUGUUCAACAACCAUGGGAAGCCGAGAUUAUCUAAAUUUUAUCAGUACUUCAAUGAAGAUAUGCAGCAGCAGAUAAUAAAGGAAACAUUCCAACUGGUGUCAAAGCGGGAUGACAAUGUGUGCAAUUUCUUGGAGGGUGGAAGUCUCAUCGGAGGUUCGGACUACAAACUGAUCUACAGACACUAUGCGACACUGUACUUCGUGUUUUGUGUGGACAGUUCGGAGAGCGAACUGGGAAUUUUAGAUCUAAUACAGGUAUUUGUGGAGACCCUUGACAAAUGUUUCGAGAAUGUUUGUGAACUGGAUUUGAUCUUCCACGCUGAUGCAGCACACCAGGUGCUGGACGAGCUGGUAAUGGGCGGUAUGGUGCUACAGACCAACAUGGCGGACAUACUGUGUCGGCUACAGGAGCAGAACAAGAUGCAGAAAGCUGAAGCGGGUAUAUCAGCGGCGCCCGCGCGGGCCGUGUCGGCCGUCAAGAGCAUGAACCUGCCGCAGCAGCUGCGCGACAUGCGGCUGCCCGAUCUGCCGCAAGCCAUCAAGGACCUGAAGUUCUGACCGCUGCAGCAGGCGUACCCCGCCACGCCCGUCGCCCUCGCCUCCAACAUCCUCAACACCAUCUGCCCCGACAAAUACCAGAACCUGCAACCAGAACUGACUUCAAAAUUCUUCGGCAGCGAAACACUCUCCACCAAGUUCGCUGAGAGCUUCACUGAGAACUAUCAACAGACCGAAGGGAUCAAUUUUCCUGAGUAUGAAACGCAGAAGAAUGAAGGUUAUCAGGAUCUGAGUGGGGCGGUGGAGUAUAGGAAAAGAAAGAAGAAGAAAAAGGGUAAGAAUUGAGGGACCAAAACGGAGACAUACUUAUUGGUUUUAAUUUUUUUGGGGACUUUAAAGUGUUGGGUAUGUGAAGCUGUUUUAACACUUCUGAGAAAGCUAAGAAGCCGAUAUUUGGCGUGAUAGGACAUUAGGACAUAUAUAUUACACAAAUUGACUAAGCCCCACAGUAAGUUGACCCCUCCGAAACCGCCUUUCCGUACAAACGUAGCCCUAUUUUCCUCUCUCGAUUUUAACAUUAUUGAAAAUAUUUUUACACAAUUUGAUGUGUUUUAAUCAUAGCUAUGCCCCUUUUGAUUUAUUUUUUUCGAAUUUUUCAAUGUUAUAUGAGUUUGAAAGAGAGGAGCAUUUGAAAAUUUGUAUGAAAUCUGAUUUUCGCUCCUAACUUUUAUAUAAAUAAAAAAAAAAAUCUAACGGUCGGGCAUAGCUAUAACUAAAAUACAUAAAAUUCUGUAAAAAUAUUUUCCAUAAUAGUAGUAGUUUUGAAUCAUUCACGAAUAUUUUCACUAGACUAAAAUCGAUCGGCAUAUGAACCGUGAUUGCCUUUUAUAUUGUUACAUGCAUCUUGUUCACGGGUAAUAUCGGGAGCUCAAAAUAGUAUUUUAUGCAAUAGUUGUAUAAGGAGGGUCAAAAAGGUGAGUGGCGUGAGUGUGAACAAUGUGAGCCGGAGCCUGAGGCGUAGGCGAACAUUGUAAAGGAAUACGCCACGAGCAUUUUUUGACUCACUUAUACAACGGUGCAUACAAUACUUUUCCUACGAGUUAAUAUAAAUAAAUCUUAAUUUAGGUUAACAAAGCAAAAUUAUAUAGCUAAAGAUACGCGAGAAUACCUUGUUACGCGCCCGGCCCGCCCCGGGCCGCGGCCCGGCCGGUCAGCGACACCUCCUCGUAACUCAUGAGGCCCUGGUACUUGCUCUUUGCUAAAUUAAAUUUUUGUACAGUUUAUUUCUCGUUUUUGGCCACAGUAGCCUAUGGAGACUAACAAGCAACGCUAAGCGGUCUUCGUAGUCUAUGGGUGUUGCUAUAUUACGGGUGUCACAUGCGUGUUUCUGACUUAUGAAGCAAUUGUUUCUACUAUGCAACCAAAUUAACAUUUUGUAAGUUGGCAGCAAUGCAUUUAGUUUGAAACUGCAUUCGUUUUGAUUUUGUUAGGUUGGUAGCCAUUAAUCGCGGUAACGUUAUAGCGAUUUUAAAGCACAAGUGCUGUUAUGAGGAAUAGACAAUAUAGACUUUUCUUGAAACCUUUUAUGUAUGUUCUUAUAUUCGUGUUAAUAAAUGUAUAAAUGGCAGAUUAACAGUAGAGGAGUAGGAAAACAAUAUACUUAAAGGCAAUCCUGUUCGAUUUAAGUCUAGUGUAUUUUCCGUAAUGUCAUCCAGGGAUGAAAAUUAGGACUACAUUUGUAUGGAGAAUCGAUAGUCCUUUUACCUCUAAAUCCUACGGUAUAUAAUACAGACUUCUGCAGGUCGCUGUGACAAAGUAAACCUUUUUGUGGAAUGCCUUCGACACUCUUUUUCACCUACGAGAAUAAUCAGUGUUUGUGGGUAGAAAUAUCAUUAGAUAGUUACUAAAAUGCUGAUGCUGACUUUGCUGAUAAUAAGAUUAUUAAUUAUUCGACUGCUAAUGAAGGAGUAAUAUUUUAGAGUGUAUAUAUGUAUUUGUAUACGUAUGUACAUGUAUUAUAUUAGAUAAGCUUGAAAGUCUAAACAUUUGAUGGUUUUUGUGAUAAGAUCGUGCCAUUCACGAAGACGCCUGCCUUGAUUCGUAAUGUCAUGUUAUUAAAGGUUAGAUUUGACAAUCUGCGCGUCAUCGUGGAUGACUCGAACUAUAAACAUCUUGAUGGUUUUUGUGUAAAAUGUUGUUAUGUAUGUCAAUUGUAGGAGUGUCGUAAGAUAUUAAGCAGUUCGGUUUAAAAAUUCUUUUAAUAUAAUAUUUUUCUAAAUUGUAAUGAUUUUUCAUUUACUAAACUGUUUUGGCAAAGAUAUUGGAUUAUGAUUACUAUUUACGGUGCUUUUAUUCAAUUCCGUUAACUUCGGGGUAUGGAUAAGUACAUUUAAGGAAACUAAAUGGCAUAGUUAGUUUUUGAUGUAUUUUUUUUAUACUUAAUAGGGUUGUUUCCAUCUGCAAAUCUUAGGGCAGAAUUGUAUCCCAAUAAAUACUUUUGGAUUAUCAGAACAUGUUAAACCACUUUUAGGGGACCUGUAAUGACCAUAUUUUUUUGUAAAUAUUGAAUUUAAAAUAUCUUUUGGCACACGUCACGAGACCAAACUCGAAACGUCAUUGAAGAUUCUGAUGACGUCACAACUCUCGGAUUGACACUGUUGACAGUUAGGCGAUAAACAACAAAUGUCAGUGUCAUGUGUCAAACCGUAAACUGUGACGUCACACAAUUUUCAAAGAGCGUUUUGAGCGCGAAAGCAUCUGUCAAAAUAUAUUUUGUUAAUUUAAUAUAUUUAAAGCCGUUUUUAGUAUAAAAGUUGAAUUUUAGGGCAACUUUUAGUUAAUAUAGAACGUAAUACAAGCGUUUCAAAAAAUUGGAAACGACCCUAUUAAAUGCUGCAUAUAGCGUUGUUGUAACACGGGCAUUAUGGUUAACUCAACCAAAAAAUUGAAAACUAUGACAUAUUAAUGUCAUUUCGAACAUUAAUCGCCCGAGAUAGUACUUACGUUUAGUAGCAAAUGUAUGAACUCGUACUGAACACUAAUUAAUAUGUAAACAGGCCCUAAGGCAUGCUCAUAGGAGCCUUAUCAGAUAAAAAUAAAUUAUUGAUUGUCUCCAAAAUGGAGGUAAUUAGAAUACCAGUGGUUUUGAGAAAGUUACCUACUUAAUUUAAGCUCAGAAAUGCACCCUUGAAAUUAACGGAGUUAAAAAAAACACGAGGUAAAGUAACUGAUUGUGAAGUGUAGUAAAAUACAAUAUGUGAGAUAUAUUAAUAUGAAAUUGAUUUUGUAUAAAAAUAUCAUAUAGAUUUCUGUCUGCAUAUUUUUAUUAUAAUUUCAUUUAUUUUCAUGUAAUAAAAACAAGUAAAAAAGUAUUUACGGUACAUAUGGUGCUACUUUAGCGCACUAGUGCGAAAAUUAGCAUAUUACGUUACUGUGUCGAACAUUUAAAGGGCCAUAUGUACUGUAAAACGUUGUACGAUACAUGUGCGAAUAGGUAACUCGCAACUCGUGUCGAUUUAAAACACUCCCUUCGGUCGUGUUUUAAUUUAUCGCCACUCAUUUCGAAUUUCCUAUUUUUCGCACUUGUAUCGUAAUGUACUAUUUUUUACCAAUGGCCGCUCAAGUGUGUCUUCGUUUCGUGUAACUGCGUAUUUAGAGAUUUCAUUAUAAAGUUUCUACUGUUAAAUAUUAUGUCCCUCUUAUGUAAUAAUGAAAUACAAAAAACUACAAGUUUAAAUAGUACAUUACGAUACAAGUGCGAAAAAUAGGAAAUUCGAAACGAGUGGCGAUAAAUUAAAACACGACCGAAGGGAGUGUUUUAAAUCGACACGAGUUGCGAAUUACCUAUUCGCACAUGUAUCGUACAACGUUUUACAGUACAUAUGGCCCUUUAAAUGUUCGACACAGUAACAUAAUAUGCUACUUCUCGCACUAGUGCUAUAAAGUAGCCCCAUAUGUACUGUAAAUUAUAUUUUAAUUUUAGAUCUUCCUUUAAAAAUGUGAUUAUAAUAUUCAUUUCCACUUAAAAUGUGUAAAAAAAUAUAAUUAUACUUCAUUCCAUUAGUUUGUUUAGACAUACAAACACUACAAAUAUUGUUAACAUGAGAAAUAAAUUUAUAUAAAAACAAAUCUAAAAUGUCUAUGGCGGAAGGCGAUGGUGAAUUGCUUCAAUAGUAAAUAAUACUUAUAAAUAAUUGUAUUUAGCUUAUAAGAAAUAUAUUUUAUGUUACAAUUAA
Cydia pomonella (codling moth) is the source of this 5045-nucleotide messenger RNA. RefSeq names its product AP-3 complex subunit sigma-2 (gene or). The record is from RefSeq and is a predicted model, not a curated record. Gene Ontology annotation, biological process: Golgi to vacuole transport; intracellular protein transport. The transcript is spliced from 7 exons. Bases 295 to 870 code for a protein of 191 amino acids. Lineage: Eukaryota; Metazoa; Arthropoda; Insecta; Lepidoptera; Tortricidae. Gene Ontology annotation, cellular component: intracellular membrane-bounded organelle; membrane coat; AP-3 adaptor complex.